Molecule: messenger RNA, 1762 nt
Organism: Lepisosteus oculatus (spotted gar)
Lineage: Eukaryota; Metazoa; Chordata; Actinopteri; Semionotiformes; Lepisosteidae
Source: RefSeq, a predicted model, not a curated record
CACAGGGGCUCCAGUGUCAGAGCAUCUCUUCACAAUGAGACUCUGCAGGAUCCUCCCAUCAUGCUGCCUGGUCAUGAGCCUCAUGGCAGUCACUGGAGUCUCUGCUCUGACGGUCAGAGGAUCUGUCGGCCAGAACGUCACUCUCCCCUGCAGAUACACUGUGAGGGAUCUCGGAGUGACGACGAUGUGCUGGGGGAGAGGAGAACUACCUCUUUCCUGGUGUAAUAAUAUGAUCAUUUCCACUGAUGGACAGAGUGUGAACUCCAGACUCUCAGAGAGGUACCAGCUGCUGGGACAGCUGACCAGAGGCGAUGUCUCUCUGACCAUCCUCCACGCUCAGGAGAGCGACUCUGGGCUCUACAGCUGCCGUGUGAAAGUGCCAGGCUUGUUUAAUGACCAGAAACAUACAGUUAACUUGAUCGUUACAAAGGCUCCUUACACAACUGCAGCUACCGAAGCCACUGUCUCCGCUUCCACAGAACAGCCCUGGGACAGGAGCACAGGACACACCACAGGCAGACAGCACAAUUACACACAGGGAGGGGCUGUCCGGACAGGAACCCACCCUCCGCACGUCCCCGUGCAUAAAGCGAUGACACCCACCAUGAUGAAGAAAGAGCCUUGGAUUCUUCUCCAUUCAGCACCACACCUGUACCACUUGAACAACAUUGUGUGCAGCUUAUCAUUCUCUAAUAAAGUGUGUACAUUCAGAAGGAGUCUGAGAUUAGGAACCUAUUUCUGUACAAGUGAAGAUCCUACAACUACUCACUUUAAACAGCAGAUUAAUCCCUUUUAUAGUUCAGUGCAACAGCUGUACCACACUGACACCUAGUGGGAAAUUCUUAGAGGUGUUAUUCCUUUAGAAAAACAAUUACUGCAAAUAUUGAAACUUAUUAAAAAUAGUGGAGGAUAGGUAUAUGUAAGAGACACAUGCUUUUUUCUUAUUUUAAUCAGUUAUUAUUUAAGUAAGGAGGAAAGUCCUUAAAUAUAGGCUAAAAUUGCCUUUCUCUCUGUUAGCUUUGUGCUAAAAGUGAGGACCCAUAAUGUAAUGUAGAGAGCAGAGUCACGACAGUGUAGUGGUGUAGGAUAUCUGGAAUAAACGUCAAUAUUAACUGUGCACAAGCACUGUAUGUGGUGUCAAAUGAUGAGAAAUAACUGUAUUCCACAUGGGUGAUUUAAUACUUUAGUCAUUUUGAAAGCUUCUUGUAACAGAAGAGGACUUUACGUAUUGACAAAAUUAAAUGUAUUUCAUAUAAAAUGAAGAAGUUACAGACCAGAGGAGUCAGUUCAACCCAUAGUGCUGGUUUGUACUCAGAACCUUUUUGAACUGAGAAUCUGCUUCUGACCAGGAAAAUGAUUUCAAGUGCAAACUGGGUACCAUGUUCCAGACACCUGCUGCUCUUUGUGUAAAAAUGUAUUUCCUGUCACAUACUUCACUGUAAUAUAUAUACAUACACUGUGCUAUACUCAAGGCUCCCCAUGUUCUCCUUUGUUCCUCCACCACAUCUGGAAGAGGAAAUGAUGAGUGAACAGAGUAGUUCUCUUCACAGGCCAGUGUCUCCAGCUGAUAUUUACAGAGGACAGUUCUCCUGUCUGCAGGCACUCAUUUGCACUUUUCUACACUCAACUCCAUCUGCCCCUGUUCCAAUUCCCUUCCUGUGAUUCAAUGCAACAUUGACAUUUACAGAUCUCCUGUCCCUGCACAGGACUCCUGUAUCCAGCAACUCCUUCUAGCUAAUGGUUUGUGAAGACCAUAUUUGGG